AUGGCUGCGAAAGUUCCGCCACAGGGUUCCGAUCCUGAAGACUAUUACGUAAAACAGAAUAGGAUCGGAAAGGGAUCGUUCGGAGAGGUAUACAAAGGAUUUUCCAAGCUAACAAGAGAGCCUGUCGCAAUCAAGAUUAUCGAUUUGGAAAAUGCAGAAGAUGAAAUUGAUGAUAUUCAACAAGAGAUUGCAAUUCUCAGUCAAUUGGACAGCGAAUUUGUCACGAAAUAUCAUGGAAGUUGGCUCAAAGGCACGAAUCUGUGGAUCGUGAUGGAAUAUUGCUCGGGAGGAAGUUGUUCAGAUUUGAUGAAGCCAGGAAAGUUUAGAGAAGAUUAUAUCGCAAUCGUUGUUAGGGAGCUAUUGAAAGGAUUGGAUUAUUUGCACGGAGAAGGAAAGUUACACAGAGAUAUCAAAGCAGCCAACGUUUUGCUCUCUUCUUCGGGAGAUGUGAAAUUAGCCGAUUUUGGUGUUAGUGGACAGUUGACGGCAACGAUGACAAAGAAGAACACAUUUGUCGGUACUCCAUACUGGAUGAGUCCUGAAGUGAUCAAGCAAAGCGGCUACGAUUUCAAAGCUGAUAUCUGGAGUUUGGGUAUCACAGCCAUAGAAAUGGCAAUGGGAGAGCCACCUUAUGCAGAUCUUCAUCCAAUGAAGGUCUUGUUCCUGAUCCCAAAGAACCCUCCUCCGCAAUUGGAUGCAUCCUUCUCUAAAACCUUCCGAGAUUUCGUUUCAUUCUGUUUACAACGUGAUCCAGCCGCAAGACCGACAGCAAAAGAGCUUUUGAAACAUCGAUUUAUCAAAAAUGCCAAAAAGACGAGCUAUUUGACCGAACUGAUCGAAAGACUAGAAAGGUGGAAAGCAGAAGGUGGCGAUCAACACGAUCAACAUGAUGGAGACAAAGGAGGUGCACAACAAGAAUAUGAAGAAGAUGAUUGGGAUUUCGGCACAGUACGUAAUCCGACGAUGCGAUCACAAAGGCCUGCGCCUCCGCCACCUGUUCCUGCUAAUGCACAAGCAAUGAUGGAAAAUGCUUAUGCGGUAAGGAAUCCUUAUGAUGCUCAUUCGCCCGUCAAACCUCAACAAGCAUCCAAUAUACCCCCCAACAAUGGUAACGGUAGAGCUUUGCGCGAUCUUCCAAAUACACCUUCUAGACCGAUUGAGCCGGUAGGAUAUGACGGACGUGCUGCUGGAAGUCCAGCUUCCAGAGUGCCAGCACCAAGUCCAGCCAAGACAGGUGGUACUGUACGUUUGGCUGGUGCCAAACAACAAAGAGGAGAUUUACCCAGACCACCUUCUGGUCAAUCACAACAAUACCAAGCUCAACGUCAAUCGCAACAGGUCAAUCAACAAGCACCACAACAACAAACACCAACACAAGCUCAUCAACGUUAUCAAAGCGAUAAUGUCACAACCGGUACCAGUCAUAUUGAAUAUGGCUCACCGGUAGGCAAAGGACACUCCAGAGCCGGUACGGAGAUUGCCACAAAUUAUGAUGAUCCUCGUUAUGGCAAUGGAGCAGGUCGAUCAAAUGCUCCACAAGGUCAGAGUCAAGGUAUUCUAGCCAAUUACGAAGCUGCAGCGCGUGCUGGCGGUCGCUUCAGCGAUGAUGAAGACGAUGUUUUGGAACAAGAGCGUUACAGGUUGGAAAAUGUACGGUUGGGUAAUGGACAAGCAUCAGUUGGUAAAAGAGCAGGAGCAGGAGCAGCGGCAGGAACGAAUGCAAAAGCUCCACAAUCAAAUUCCGUUCAAUUAUCAGCAAUGGAUGCAGUUUUAUUACCGGUUUUAGAACAAUUAUCUCUGGCCGUUGCACAAAGACCGGAUGCACAACGUACGAUUGAAGAAGUACGAAAUGCACUUAUUCAAGCUGAACGUAUUACGCCUGGUUUGACGAAUGCAUUUGCUGUUGAAGUGUAUCAUGGAAUGUUGGAAGCACAACAAGAUGUUGAAGGAUUGGAAUAUGAUGAAGGAGAAGAUGUUGUUGAAGCAGAACAAGAAGAGGAAGAAGAAGAUCGAACUGCUAUGGAACCUAAUCAUACUGCUGCUGCUGCAAGAGCUGGUCAGGGCAAUGUACCAUAUUAUCAACAGCAACCAUCAGAUAUGUACGCAGCACACGGUUGGGGAACACGGGCUUGA
Molecule: messenger RNA, 2133 nt
Organism: Meira miltonrushii
Lineage: Eukaryota; Fungi; Basidiomycota; Exobasidiomycetes; Exobasidiales; Brachybasidiaceae
Product: Pkinase-domain-containing protein
Exons: 2
Coding region: 1-2133 (710 amino acids)
Biological process (GO): protein phosphorylation
Molecular function (GO): ATP binding; protein kinase activity
Source: RefSeq, a predicted model, not a curated record